AAAUGGCCGGUAUAGAAUUGCCCGUCUCCCCUCCCUUUCCCUCAUAAAUAUGUCAAAACUUUUCAUAUUUAUUAUUGAGGGAAAAGGUUCACCAACAGCCUUGUAAACGUGCCGCACUUUUUUGGAGUGGAAAAAGCGAGGAGUCACACAGGCUUUACACCUCAUAUCACCGCAGCGAUGACAGACUUUCUAAACCGUGCUGUGUGUCAUCUAGAUUAGAGCUAUGAUUAAAAUAUAGACCGCACCACCCUUCUGAAAACAAGGCAGGUAUUCUCUCAGAAGAAACGACACUCGAUAAAAGAUGAUGGCAAAUCUGUCAUCUGCAUUUAUGACUCCGUUCACCUGUUUUUCUGGCUCUUACAUUAGAAAAUUUAUAGGCUAUUAGAUGUGUAAUAUAAUAUCUGCAAUCCUGUCAUGGUCUGCUCUUUAUCUGGCAAUAUCCAAAUGUUUGGGAUUCCAGCAGCAGGUGGAGAAACAAUGACAUCCAGUGAGAGUGAAAGUGAGGGAGACGCAAGGACAUACACAUGUCACGGACAGCGCACCGAGAUGUGACUGGCGUCGGCUUGUAAAAAACCAAAAACCUUAUCAUGUUUGCUGAAAGUGUUGAGUAAUAUUUGUCAGGAAAUGGGACGAUCUAAUUUUAAAAAGUGCACAAAAAGGGACACCACCCCACCAACAGCAUGCACUCCCUUUUCAAAUGCUGUAAGCAGAAAAAGGAGUAAUAUUAACUUGUUGUGAAAGUUGGUCUAACAGGCAUGGGAAGCUAUGCCUAUUGCCUGUCAUCUCUGGGCUCAACUGUUCAUUCUUUUCAGUUAAAUUAAAAGUGAGAUGCAAAGUAUUUUUUUGCUUAUUUAUUUGUUCUGCUAAACUACGAAAGCAGUGCAUAUUAAUCUUUUAGAGAUGCUCGACGUCCGCCUUUGUCUGCUGUGUUCUUUCACCGAUCUCCACAGAGGGAACCCAGAUAUCAAAUUCUUAUAGCUUCAGCUAUUCGGCCAGACAAUGGAGUCUUUAUGAUGGUUUGUGCACCUGAACCAAUCAUAAUCUGCCUAUCAGCUAGCUGACCCGCCUGUAUGAGGCCAACACUCUGACAGUAAGCCUUGACCCCCCCCUCCACGUAGGAUCAUAUGACCUGAUCUCGUGCACCUGGAUGGACUGUAUUUGAAAACUCAAUGCAAAACAUUUAUCCGCAACAGAAUAAAGCAGAAAAUAGUACAAAUUGCAUGUGCGGACCAAUGGCACUGUCAUCCUAUGUCACACAUUGUGAGUCUAUGAGUUGCAACACUGUUAAGCUGUAUAUUAGAUCAAAAUUUGAAUUAUUUGUAUUAUUUUAUUUAGAGAGGAAUAUCUGUGCGUCUUUACUGUUUGCAUCUUCCUAAUUAAAUUCUUUCAGCACUCUGAUUUUGCAGGGAUUUAUACAGAGAUUUAUGUUCUCUGGGAUUUACAGUGAACACCCCCCCUGCCACUGACUUUUUCUUGUUGAUUUGAAAAUUAAUCUCAGCUUCCAUUAUAUGCUCUGAUCUUAGAUGGACCCGCAGAAACUAGUGUCAUGUAAGUCUCAGAAUGACUGCAUAUUCGCUGAUUGUCAGAGAGUGGUCUCGAGCAAACUGAUUCCCAUGAUACAACCUGGUUUCACAGCAGUUUGGUGUGUUUCCAAAGCGGUUCACACCCGGCCCUGAAAGAAAAGCUUUCUAAAUAGUCAGUGCACUGCAGACAAAGGAUCACCAUUUUAAGGACACUUUACUGCUUUCCAUUACAGAUGCACAAAAAUGAAAAUGGUUUCAGAAUGAGUUUGAUGCCGUUGUAUAUGAGGUGAAACACUGACGCUCAAAGCAACUGAAAUCCCGUUUGAAAACCAUAUAAAGUAAGUCUUUCACUUGGGUGCACAGGUCCUGAUGUAGAGCAACGUUAAAGAAGCAUUUGAAAUGGAGGUUUCUUUAUUUAUCGUGUUCCACUGAGUGGAAAUACUGAAGCGAAAACAUGUAGUGUGACUUCUCCAAAAAGGAAAUUCAAAUUUUUUUUCUUUGGGUGGGUGUGUGUGUGAGUGCAUUUCUUCACCUGCAAAAAGUCAAACUGAGUUUUCUAAGUAUAGAGACAUUAACAAAAAGGAAGGGAGGGUUAGACACACACACACACACACACACACACACGCAUGCACGCACGCACACACACACACACACACACACACACACACACACACACACACACACACACACACACACACACGUCUGUGUGCGCACUGCUUUAAAAUGGACAAUCAACUCCUCUGACCGCAGUACUAUAAACAAGAGUGGCUGUCUGUGAAGACGAACAGAGAAGAGAGGAAGGGAGCAGCUACUCACAUCUGGUUUGAAAAGGAGGAAGCAAGGAUGAGCUUUCUCGGUAAUCAAGUCCAAAUUAAGAAAAGAGAGAAGAGGAAACAUGUGUGUGGUUACUGAAGGGGUCUGUGCGUGCAUGUGUGUUUGUGUGUGUUUAUAAUGUGCCUGCAUGCACUGUGUAUUUGUGCAUGUGCACAACUGCAGGGGUGUGUGUGUGUGUCUGUGUGUGUUGGUCUGAGUGUUUGUGGUUUCAUCAUCUGCAGUGACUGUGGCAGGGUAUGCAUGCUGUAGAUACAAAUAAUAGCUUAAGAGUUGAGAGGGUGUGAUAUUUGUGCUUGUAUCGAACUGCGGAGAAGCUUGUCAUUGAUUUUGUUCACUGUCUGCACAAAUAUCUGAAGGCAGUUACAAAAUAAUAGAGGUAAAGCUGUUGAGAGGAGCUUAAUCUCACUUUUAAUUUACUUUCACAUUUACAAUAAAGAUUAAACUGGGUACAUCAGAUGCUGCUCUGGCAUUAUAACCAGCAUGUGUCAUUUCUAAGCAGGACAAAAGCACAAGCUCCAGUUUUUACACAUGCAGUUAGAGUAUGCAAAAGUAUGCGUGAUUGUGUGUGUUUACAUGUGCUGCGGCAUCAGAUAACCAUGAUUUGCCUAACUGUUGGCUUCAAGUCACAAAGCGGGCUUGUAGGAUAACACCCACUACCCAAAGAGCAUGCAAAUGCCAGCAGUGCAUGGACAGUGUGCAUGCCUGUAUAAGAUGGAGAGAGGAAACCAAGUGGGAGUAAGAGGAAGAUCAAGAGAGCACCAAUUUGUCUCUGGAAAAGUAAAAAUUAAAAGAGUGGAGAGGCAAAUGGAAAGAUGUCAGCCAAUUAAAGUCUAUGUCAAGAGUGUGUGGGACCAAAGUUCUGUUAUACUUAGUAAGGCAUGUAGCGGCUCUUUUAGAUGCAUCUGUUAUCAUAUUUCAGGACCAUAUCAGCUAUAAAGAUAAAUAUAAAAAAAGAUUUUACACCUUGGAGGUAAUACAAUAAAUAUGAGAUCAGUUGGAAGUCUCAGAUAGGAAAAUGAGUCAAUAAUGAUGAGUUUUCUCGAGUGAUGUCAGUAUAUGCAGUUUUGGGUAGGACAAGGGAUUUACCAGACGUAAGUUCUUUCACCUCAUGGCUGUCGGAGAACGACGGAGGAGCUAGAGAAUGACUUAAGCUGCUUACAAUGUAGCAACACAGAAGCAUAUAAUUCUUAUUGUGCUUCCUUUUUUUACCAUUGUUUAUGAAGGCCAUAAGAUAAUCAAGGCCUAAAAUGGUGGUUUCUCUCUGUAUGGAAACAAUGGCAGUGGCAGUGAAAUGGUUCAGCAAUAAAAACAACAAAAAAAAUCUGCUUUAAAAAAAGUAGUGGCUUCAUGUAAUUACUGCAGUAUCAGUAUAUACAUCCUACCUGGCAUAGCUUCUGGUUCUGUAGGGCAGCCACAGGUGCUCUGUCCUUGACCACUUAGACGAAAACUUGGGUGUAAGAAAUGGAAAAUGGGACAUCUGAUGAUGUGGAGGCAUUGUGGGAGAAGGUGGAGAGCCAACGCUACAACCUGUGUACUACGAUCACCCCGUCAAAGCUCACGCCCUACCUUCGUCAGUGCAAAGUCCUGGAUGAACUGGAUGAGGAUGAGAUUCUCAACUCACUAGUGCUUGCCACAAAAACAAACCGCACAAGCCGUCUACUUGACAUCCUCCACACUAAAGGCGAGCGGGGGUACGUGGCCUUCCUGGAGAGUCUGGAAUUUUACUACCCUGACCUGUACAAGCUGGUCACGGGGAAGGAACCCACACGACGCUUCUCCACCAUUGUCGUGGAAGAGGGUCACGAGGGUCUGACGCAGUUUCUGAUGAAUGAAGUCACGAAGCUGCAGCAGCAGUCCAAAGUCAAGACCCUGCAGCACGCUGAGCUCAACAAGAAGUUCGUCACUCUGGAAGAUGAAAAAAGGAAGUUAAAGCUGGCCAAUCAGGAGCUUCAGGCCUUCCAGCAGAGGUACAAUAAGCUGAGAGAGGAGAGAAACACCUACAGUGAUGAGCUCCUGAGAGUAAAGGAUGAAAACUACAAGCUGGCCAUGAGGUACGCCACGCUGAGUGAGGAGAAGAACAUGGCUGUGAUGAGAAGCCGAGACUUGCAGCUGGAGAUUGACCAACUGAAGCACAAGUUGAACAAGGUGGAGGAAGAGUGUAAGAUGGAGAGGAGACAGAGUCUGAAGCUGAAGAACGACAUCGAGAAUCGGCCAAAGAGAGAGCAGAUCUUUGAGCUGGAAAGAGAGAACGAGAUGCUCAAGAUCAAACUGCAGGAGCUACAGUCCAUCAUACAGCCCGGCCCUUUACCUGAGUCAGACAAGGCCAUCCUUGACAUUUUGGAGCAUGACAGACAGGAAGCACUAGAAGACAGACAGGAUCUGGUCAACCGCCUCUACAACCUGCAUGAAGAAAUCAGACAGGCAGAGGAACUACGAGAUAAGUACCUGGAAGAAAAGGAGGACCUGGAGCUGAAGUGCUCCACACUGCAGAAGGAUUGCGAGAUGUAUCGCAACCGCAUAGACACCAUCGCUGUACAGCUAGACGAGGUGGAGAAGGAGAGAGACCAGGCGUUUCGAGCCAGAGACGAGGCCCAGCACCAGUUCUCCCAGUGUCUCAUUGACAAGGACAAGUAUCGCAAGCAGAUCAGAGAGCUGGAGGAGAGGAGCGAUGAACUCCACCUGGAGAUUGUACGCAAAGACGCUAAGCUGGUCACUCUGGAGUCUCGCCUGCGACGAAUGUCCAAAGACAUCAACCUAGACCAGAGUCUACCAAGGGAUUUACCUCCGUCCAUCAUUUCUCAGGGAGAUGAUAGUAAACUGGCACAGGGACAGUCUGAAUGCUCCAGCGACGAGUCGCCUGACGACAAGUUCUUCUCCGAGGAGCCCCGACUCAGACGCAGACUCAACCUCAAAGCGGGGAAUAGAGUAAAGUCUCCAGUCUCUUUACUGAAAGACUUUCCAAUCAACUCAGAGAACAGUCACCCUGCAGCUUCGGCUCCUACCAACGGAGGCAACUUUCUGGAGAUCAACGUGCCGAAUUAUGGCAACAGCAGCUCUCUCCCUCCCUCACCCAGCAUCCCUAUUUCCCCCACAUAUCCGCCCUCGUCGGCUCCCCCGCUCACCUUCUCUUCGUCCGCCUCCCAGCUCAUGUUCAGCCCGGUGGAUUCACCCAGCAACAGGCAAAUGCUGCGUUGCCGUAACGACAGCAUCCUGUCCACUCUUCCUGAACCCCCUGAGAAAGCGUCCCUUUACCGCCGAGAGAGGGAGAAGGAGCACGACUUCUACCCCCGCAGCAUCUCUGACUUUGACAGUGACAACAUGGAAAUGGAGCUUGAGGAUGAGCGUGGUCCUCCCUCUGUGCACUCAUCUUCCUCUUCCCAUCAGUCUGAAGGAAUGGACACUUAUGACCUGGAGCAGGUCAACAACAUCUUCAGGAAACUCUCUUUGGAGAGGCCGUUCCGCCCGUCUCUUUCCUCCUUCUCCAGACUCAGCGGGUCCCUGAAGCCGGUGCAGGAGCUGUCGCUGCAAGGCGACAACCUGCUGAAGGACAUCAGGCUGAUCGGUGGCAACGACAGCGGGAUCUUCAUCUCGUAUGUCCAGUCUGGGUCCAACGCAGAGAAGGCGGGGCUACGAGAGGGCCACCACCUCAUGUUUCUUGAGGGGUGCAUACGUGGGGAAAACCAGAGCAUUUCAUUGGAGACGAGCACUCAGGAAGAAGCCCACUGGACUCUGCAGCACUGCUCUGGGCCCAUCACCCUGCACUAUCGAGCCAGCCACGACUCUUAUCGCCGUCUCCAGAGCAAUCUAGCAGAUGGCACUUUAGCAUCCGGCGACUCAUUCUACAUACGUGUCAACCUCAACAUCUCCGGACAGUCGGACAGCUGCUCUUUGUCCGUGCGCUGCGAUGAGGUGGUGCACGUGCUGGACACCAGGCACCAGGGCCGCUGUGAGUGGCAGUGCGCCCGUGUGGACCCCUACAGCGGCUCUGACCUGGCUGAGCGAGGCACUAUACCCAGUUACUCACGAGCCCAGCAGCUGCUCCUGGUAAAGAUUCAGAAGUUAGUGUAUCGAGGGGGGAAAGAAGAGAAUGAAAUUCAACGGAACAACAGGAAUAAUUUACAACCAGAAGAAACCAGCCACUCUCCUGAUCCCAGAGCCAGCCCGCGCUUGUCUAGAGCGAGCAUCUUCCUCACUCAAAUACUGCAGUUUGUGAGCAGGGUGGACAUCAAGUACAAGCGAAUGAACAGCAAUGAGCGUGUGAGGAUCAUCAACUCAGGCAGCACAACACUACCCAGGCAAGGCUUUGAGGUGCUUCGACCCGAAGAUGCCGCUGACGGAGAUGGUGAGCUGAGCAGGAGCUUGAGCCUGAUUCCCUACAGUCCCGUCACCCUCCAGCGGACCCAGAGAAGAAGACCCGUCCUAUUCACGCCCGCUGCUCUCGCCAAAACCAUUAUCCAGAAAAUACUUAACAUGGGGGGAGCCAUGGACUUUAAUAUCUGCAAACCAGACAGCUUGACCAAGGAGGAGUUUCAUCUAAAACAGAACGUGGAGCCCUUCAUUCACUACAAAGAGAAACAAGCCACUUUUGAAUGCAUCACCAGAGAAAACAUAGAGGCUGUCGCUGCAAAAGGCAAACACUGCCUGCUGGAGGCUGAGCUGAGCUGCGUCAAGGACCUUCUGCGGAGAGAAAUCUACCCAAUCAUCAUCUACGUCAAGAUCUGUGACAAAAAUGUCAAGAAAUUAAGGAAGUUGCCUCUGCGCGUGGAGUCAGAGGAAGACUUUGUGAAGCUGUGUCGCGCAAAAGAGAAGGAGCUGGAGGGCAUCCCAUGUCUGUAUGCCACCCUGGAGCCGGAGGCCUGGGCAGGGACGGAGGACCUCAUCAGGGUGAUCAAAGACCGAAUACUGGACGAGCAGAAGAAAACCAUCUGGGUGGAGCAGGACCUGCUGUAGGCAAACACAGAUACACGCAAUAGCCUGUACAUGUGCCGUUAAACACAGUAAAACACAAAAAGCCUUCUAUAUCAUGCUUUUCUGCGUUUAUAUUUAUGGUGAAACUCAAAAAUGUAAGUGUGGAAAUUGUUAAAUAAAUAAAUGCAUUAUAUAUUUUGUAAAUAUGUCUUUUAUUUAGAAAAAUAAACAGUUUGAAAACAUGAAAAAGAAUCCUUUCUUUG
Messenger RNA from Haplochromis burtoni (Burton's mouthbrooder), 7528 nucleotides. It is a transcript of the gene card11, whose product is annotated as caspase recruitment domain family, member 11. The coding region runs from base 3819 to 7307 and encodes 1162 amino acids. The transcript is spliced from 25 exons. Gene Ontology annotation, molecular function: protein binding. Lineage: Eukaryota; Metazoa; Chordata; Actinopteri; Cichliformes; Cichlidae. Gene Ontology annotation, biological process: regulation of apoptotic process. The record is from RefSeq and is a predicted model, not a curated record.